AUGGCCGUUCCUCAAGUGCACCACCUGUUCCACGCUCCAAUUGCCGAUCACUCCUUCUCGUCGGACCGCCAGACCCUCGCAGUCGCGCGCGACAACAAUGUGGAGCUCUACCAAUCAUCCGGCAACAAGUUCACCUUGAGCGACGAGCUCAAGGGCCAUGAUAAGACUGUCACGAGCGUCGACAUUGCCCCCAACAGCGGCCGUAUCGUCACUUGUUCCCAAGAUCGCAAUGCCUACGUCUGGGAAAAAACCGCAUCAGGUUGGAAGCCUACACUCGUCCUCCUUCGUAUCAACCGCGCUGCAACAUUUGUGCGCUGGUCGCCCUCUGAGCAAAAGUUCGCGGUCGGCUCCGGAGCCCGCGUGAUUGCGGUCUGCUACUUCGAGGAAGAAAACGACUGGUGGAUUUCGAAGCAUCUGAAGAAGCCAAUCCGCAGUACCAUCACCACCUUGGCCUGGCACCCCAACUCUGUCCUCUUGGCCGCCGGUUCCACCGACUCGCAUGCUCGCGUCUUCUCCAGCUUCAUCAAGGGUAUCGAUCAGCGGCCCGAGCCCAGCGCCUGGGGAGAGCGUCUUCCCUUCAACACCAUCUGUGGUGAAUUCCUCAACGACACUGCCGGCUGGAUUCACGGUGUUUCAUUCUCUCCCAGCGGAAAUGCUCUAGCAUUCACUGGACAUGAUAGCAGCGUGACUGUGGUGUACCCCAGUGCACCGGAGCAGCCCCCUCGCGCUAUGCUGAAUAUUUCCACUCGUCUGCUGCCGUUGAACAGCUUGAUCUGGAAUGGCGAGAACGAGAUCAUCGCUGCUGGACAUGACUGCGAGCCCUUCCGUUUCCAAGGGGACGAGAAUGGCUGGCAGCUGACCGGCUCCAUGGAGAAACAAGGUGGUGCCGGAGCCGCCGGAGCUCGCGAGGAGUCCGCCUUGAACAUGUUCCGUCAGAUGGAUCUCAAGGGCCAGAGCUCCGUGGACACCAAGCUCAAGUCCACUCACCAGAACACUGUGAACACAGUUCGUGUGUUUGAAGAAUCGAACGGACAAGUUCGCUCUUUCAGCACGAGCGGCGUUGACGGACGUGUUGUAGUCUGGUCUACUUAG
Messenger RNA from Penicillium diatomitis, 1092 nucleotides. Its product is annotated as WD40 repeat domain-containing protein. The transcript has 4 exons. Gene Ontology annotation, biological process: Arp2/3 complex-mediated actin nucleation. The record is from RefSeq and is a predicted model, not a curated record. Gene Ontology annotation, molecular function: actin filament binding. Bases 1 to 1092 code for a protein of 363 amino acids. Gene Ontology annotation, cellular component: actin cytoskeleton; Arp2/3 protein complex. Lineage: Eukaryota; Fungi; Ascomycota; Eurotiomycetes; Eurotiales; Aspergillaceae.